AUGGACACAAAAUGUCAUCAGUAUUUCAGUAUUUGUUUCGAAUGACUCAAGAGAGUCGUAGGUAGAUUGGUUUAUAUGAAACUAUUAAGCUUAUUCGACACAAAACACCCAGAAAGGGAUUUGUAAAUAUUAAGUGUUUCGACUGCAAUACAUGAAAAAUGACUGCAAUAACGGGUUCUUCGUGGGAAGAAUUGAGAAAGCAAGCUCGGCUGCUAGAAAAUGAUAUAGAUGUGAAACUGGUGGCAUUUAGCAAGCUUGGUGUGAGCUCAGCUAAUACUGGUUUGAGCUCAGAGAGUGUUCCACUCAUCAACAGUGAUGACAUGUUUGACACCAUGUCUAUGGAACUGCAGCAACUUCUUAAUAAGUUGUCAACAAUAAAUGACAAAAUGGCAGAUUUAGCUCCAAGUGGCACUGCAACAAUGCACACAAUUAAAAGGCAUAGAGAAAUAUUAAUGGACUAUCAACAAGAGUUCUCGAAGACGUCAGCGCGUGUGAGCGCGCGGCGCGAGCGCGAGGAGCUGCUGCGGGGGGGAAGCCCGCCGCCCGCCGCCACCAUCGGCCUCAGCCGCCGCGACCAGUACACCAAGGAGUCCAACCAUCUGCACAGUUCGCAUAUACUCGUAGAUGAGCAGAUCAACAUAGCGAUGGAGGCCCGCGACCACCUCGCGUCACAGCGGCAGACCUUCAAGCGAAUGCAGACUACAUUCAACAAUAUUACUAACAGGUUCCCCAUGCUGAACAGCCUCAUGUACCGCAUCAACGCUCGCAAGCGACGCGACUCCCUCAUCGUGGGCCUCGUGGUGGCGGUCUGCACCUUCCUAAUGCUGCUGUAUGCGUUCAACUGAGUCACUGUUGUUACGUUAAGGUUGGGUACACAAGAGUUAGGAUAUUCACUAAGGCCAGAUGUCAUGAUGUAGUAUGGAUGUAGGUAACUUGAUUAAAUGUUGGCGAUAAGUUUGUGAAUGUAUCAUAGUCCUAUUCUUGGUCUAGUUGGCAAAUUGAUCUGUUAUUGACCUAUGUUCCUGGCAUAGCAUUCCAAAGAGGAUUGUGCAUAAAAAAAAUUCAGCAACUAUAUACAAUGGAUUUUACGAUACAUUGUUAACCAAUUAAUUAUAGUCAAUCUCUUCCGAAUAUUGUUCACUUAAAUUUGGUCAAUAGAGUAUUUUGACGAUACAUUCGCGAACACACUGCCCUUUUCUAUUCAAGUCAUUUACUAUACAUAAUCACAUAUAUAACUUAUUGUUUUAAUUAUUUGUAUUGAUCUCUGUAAUCGAUUUUCCCUCACUAUACUUGAUAAAUGUAUUGAAUCCUGUUGUAAUGUUCUCUUUUCAGUCACUAGAUCACUUCAUGUGAUGAGACCCAGUCCUUUUAAAAGGCUUGUGUAUUGUUCUAUUAUUAUGAUAGUCGACAUCGGACUUGUUUACAUUCCGCCGUUUCUAAUUCAGGCAAACAUGAAGCUAUAAUAAAAUUAAAAUCACUGUUGUGGAUCGGGUGAAAUGAAAUAGUAAUAAUGACUUGCUUCGGAGUUUUUAAGAAUAACAAAAUGAGGCGUAGAAAAAAUAUAUGUAUAAUAUAUAUAUAAUUAUGAUUAAUUCAUGUGUAAAACCAUCGAUGAAAAUAAAAAGUCUGAUAAAAUUCAGAGGCAAGUCAUUCCGCAGUGAGAUCAUCUUUCCGUGAAAUGGGGCGGAAUUCUGUCCCAAAAGACAAAAUACUUUUAAGUAUGUGAAGGCCCAUUAAAGUUCCCUUAUACACUUAUUUAUUAAUUAAUCAGUGCAUUUAUUUUAUUGGUUGACGUAAAGGAUGAGCGAGUCAACAUCGUUGUCGCUUACCUUGUACAGACCGACUAGUGUUUAUUUUUUUAAACUAAACCAGAUGUCAAUCCUGUUUUGUUCCAUAUUAAGCAACAAAGCAACUCAAGAAUUAGACUGUAAUUUUACCUAAAUCGUGGUCCUGAAAUGAUAGUAUCUAAUCAAACCAAGAUCGAGUCGCCAUCAAGUGAUGUCAGCCUCUUUGACUGUCGACCGUGCGUAGUUCCAACUUGUGCCGCUGCACAAAGUGGCGCUAGUAUGAGAUUGCAGGGCAUUACUAACUCGAUUCAAUCGGCAGUAAGCUACCUGACUGUGUUGUCCGACAGUAGAUGCUGUCUUGCUCUAAGAAAUUGACUUGACUAGGCUGUUAUUAGUUACUGUGUAACGAAAUUUAAAUCAUUUUUUAAAGUUAUUUAAUUAUUUACCAUUAAUAUGUAUUAUUCAAUCUAUGCUAUCCAAAUUGGUUAGAAAAAAAAUCCCUAUACCUUUGUAAGAUGAACAUAGAUAUUAGUUAAAAUACUAGACCAUAUUAUACCUUUUAUUGCAUGUUAUAAUACAUAUUGAUGUUUUUAAGAUAAUAAAUAUUAUUAUGUAUGAAAAAAAAACGAAUGCUUCUUCUAUCUGUCGAAACUUCAAAAAACCUGAUUCGGUAAUUGUCAUACGCUAAAGACGUCAUCUUUUGUAAUUUUGUCUUAAAAAAGAAACAAACUUUUUUUCUGACACCAUCCCAAUUAUGUCCUCUAUCAUAGGCCUAACAAAUUAUCAUGUAAUAUAGAAUAUGUAAAUACUUACCCUGUAUGUAACUAUUGUAUCAAAAUAAAACUAUUUAUUGUAAAA
This is a messenger RNA of Trichoplusia ni (cabbage looper), 2645 nucleotides long. RefSeq names its product Golgi SNAP receptor complex member 1 (gene Gos28). Bases 159 to 845 code for a protein of 228 amino acids. The record is from RefSeq and is a predicted model, not a curated record. Gene Ontology annotation, cellular component: Golgi medial cisterna; Golgi membrane; SNARE complex. Gene Ontology annotation, molecular function: SNAP receptor activity. The transcript has 6 exons. NCBI's taxonomy places the organism in Eukaryota, Metazoa, Arthropoda, Insecta, Lepidoptera, Noctuidae. Gene Ontology annotation, biological process: vesicle fusion; endoplasmic reticulum to Golgi vesicle-mediated transport.